GCAACUCCCUGGGCUCAGAAGUUCGCCGAACGCGAAAAGGAUCUCUUCGCUUACUACGGCAUGAGCAAGCAGUACGAGAAGGGAGUGGACGUGAAGUCCUUGCGCAAGAUCUUAGAGGAAUCAUUCGAGCGGACGCCGGAGCAGAAGGCCAAGCGCAAGAAGGAG
Messenger RNA from Symbiodinium sp. CCMP2592, 165 nucleotides. The record is from the annotation of a GenBank genome assembly. NCBI's taxonomy places the organism in Eukaryota, Dinophyceae, Suessiales, Symbiodiniaceae.